CUGAGAGGGGGGCCUUGCCCGCUACUGUCCCUCCCCGAGGCCUGGGGGCCUUUGUGCCCCUCCGCGCACCCGUUACUGGCGGUUCCGGCCCGCCUCGCAGUUGCCUGGGGACACGAACUUGGGGAUGUCCGGGGUUGGGGGGUGGCGUUGUGGAGCCCCAACCUUCUUUAGUUCCUGCUUGGGCUUCUUCCCAGGCUGCUUUUUCUCCCUUAAAGUGGAUUUUCUGAAACCCAAGGUUAGGAGUCAGGUUUUUUGGACCCAGGGCCUUCCUUGCAGAACCUCAGCAGCUGAUGUACCAGGAAUCAGGAAUUGUGAAUGCCAAGUGCGCCAAGCACCGUGGGGCUCCCUCUUCCAAUGCUCAGUUUGGUCAGCCUUCAGAAUACAGCUCACCAAACUGCCAUCAGUACACAUUACCAGGAUGUCCCCGGGACUUCAACCCCGUGUGUGGAAGUGAUUUGUCCACUUAUCCCAAUGAGUGUACUCUGUGCAUGAAAAUCAGGGAAGAUGGUCGUGAUAUUAAAAUAAUCCGAAGUGGACCCUGCUGAUGGAGCAGUUCACAGAAGAGAAAUUGGAGAAACACCCCGGCAUACUAGAUGAAUUUUAUUUUUCCCAUUUCUCUUUUCCUGUGUUUCUUUGUGUGAGAUUUGUUAGCCCACAUUUUCUGAGAUGAGAUGUGGAAGAGAGCCAUGGACAGUGAUUGAUAAUUAAAGCAAACAAAAAAAGUCCUUGUUUCUUGGCAUUUGCCCCUUGAGUUAAGCUUAUCGCCCAGGUUACUUAUAUGUUGCUUUAUUUAGUUGGAAUAAAAUCAGCAUUGUGUUCAGUUA
Messenger RNA from Cervus elaphus (red deer), 824 nucleotides. It is a transcript of the gene SPINK2, whose product is annotated as serine peptidase inhibitor Kazal type 2. The record is from RefSeq and is a predicted model, not a curated record. The transcript has 4 exons. Gene Ontology annotation, biological process: negative regulation of serine-type endopeptidase activity; spermatid development. Lineage: Eukaryota; Metazoa; Chordata; Mammalia; Artiodactyla; Cervidae. The coding region runs from base 291 to 545 and encodes 84 amino acids. Gene Ontology annotation, molecular function: protein binding; serine-type endopeptidase inhibitor activity.